Lotus japonicus is the source of this 2697-nucleotide messenger RNA. RefSeq lists its product as uncharacterized. The transcript has a single exon. The record is from RefSeq and is a predicted model, not a curated record. Bases 1 to 2697 code for a protein of 898 amino acids. Lineage: Eukaryota; Viridiplantae; Streptophyta; Magnoliopsida; Fabales; Fabaceae.
AUGCGAGGUACAGUUGAUCCAGAGACAUUUCUUUUUGAUCCAGAAAUUGAUCGCACCUUUCAUUACCGGUUAGCACAACAAAGAAGAGCCCUUGCAUCUGCAAUGGCAGCUGAAACAAAUGCUGAAUUGGAAGCGCGACUUCGAGCGGAGUUCGCAAGGACUCAAGAGGAACAGGUGCAGGAAGCCGUGCGCCGAAUCCAGCAAGAAAGAGAAUUAAAGGAGGCCAACCGCCCCCUCAGGGAUCUGAAUGAGCCUGUCAUGAGUUAUGAUUACCCAGGAAGUAUAGCCCCUCAGAAUGCCGAGGCUCAGAACUUUGAACUCAGACCUACACUCAUCAACCUGAUCAGUCAACAUCAAUAUGGAGGAUCUGCCACUGAAGAUGCACAUGCUCAUCUAGAGCGGUUCAUCAGAAACUGCAGUACUACACGUCUUCCCAACCCCGAGCUUGUUCGUUUGCAACUUUUUCCUUUUUCACUAAGGGACACAACUGAGGAGUGGCUCAACUCCCAACCUCAAGGCAGCAUAACAACUUGGGAAGAUUUAGCUAAGAAAUUCAUUAAAAAGUUCUUCCCUCGUACCUUGCUGAGGAAGCUGAAGAACGACAUCCUGGUUUUUAAACAGGAAGAUACUGAGAAUCUCCAUGAAGCUCUAGAGAGGUUCAAGAAACUGUUAAGGAAGUGCCCUCAGCACAACCUCACAUUGGGAGCACAGGUGGAGAGGUUUUAUGACGGCUUGACUGAUUCCGCCAGAUCAAACUUGGAAGCAACAGCUAGUGCCGAAUUUGAUGCUCUUUCAGCUCAAGCAGGUUGGGACUUAAUCAAUAAAAUGGCUGAAAGUGCAGUGAACUCUGCUAAUGACCGCCAAAACAGAAGGGGUGUACUGGAAAUAGAAGCGUAUGAUAGGAUGGUUGCUUCAAACAAGCAAUUAUCUCAACAAAUGACAGCUAUGCAACGACAGUUCCAGGCAGCCAAGAUAUCUAAUGUGGAUAGUAUCCAUUGUGGAACAUGCGGAGGUCCUCAUGCCAGUGAAGAGUGCGGAACAGAUUUUGACGAGGAAGUCAAGGUUUUGGGCAAUUCCCAAAAUAAUCCUUAUUCCAACACCCACAAUCCGGGGUGGAGGAAUCAUCCUAACUUUUCCUGGAGGGAACAGAACAACUCCAAUCAAGGAGGAAAUAAUCAGAGGCAAUAUUCAAAUCAACGAUUUCAGUCUCAGAAUUCAAGACCUCAACAAACUCAGGAUCAAGAAAGUGGCAGUGGAAAGAAAAUCUUAGAAGAGAUGAUGGAGAAUUUCAUUAACAAAGCAAAUACUGGUUUCAAAAAUCAUGAAGCUCCUAUAAAAAAUUUGGAGACUCAGGUGGGACAGAUGGCCAAGCAAAUGUCAGAAAGACCCCCAGGUAUGUUUCCUUCAGAUACUGUCAUUAAUCCUAAAGAAAAUUGCUCUGCCAUAACUCUUAGGAGUGGUGCUACCUUGAGUGAGCCUAAACAGAAAAUUGUAGAAAACAAUAAUGUCAAUGAUGAGUUUGUAGGAGAUAUUGAACCUUUAGGAGAAAAUAAGAAAAAACAGAAAGAAAAAGAAGAGGAAAAGAGAAAAGUAGAAUUAGAAAAAAAGUUUACCAAAGUCCAUUUUCCCCCUUUCCCCACUAACAUAGCAAAGAGAAGGUUGGAGAAACAAUUCUCCAAGUUUGUAUCUAUGUUUAAAAAGUUGCGUGUAGAGCUCCCAUUCUCUGAAGUUUUGGAAAAAAUGCCUCAAUAUGCUAAAUUCAUGAAGGAGAUACUCUCAAAGAAAAGGAGGUUGAGUGAAGAGAAUGAGAUCGUUGAGCUUACUGAGGAGUGUAGCGCUAUUCUACAAAGGAAGCUUCCACCCAAACGAAAGGAUCCAGGUAGUUUCACCCUACCUGUUAAUUUUGGGGCUUCAAAGCAAGUGAAAGCCUUAUGUGAUUUAGGGUCAAGCGUCAACUUAAUGCCUCUAUCAAUGUUUGAGCGACUUAAUGUUGGAGAACUGAAGCCGACAAUGAUGAUGCUUCAAUUAGCGGAUCGCUCCAUAGUGGCUCCAUGGGGAGUUGUUGAAGAUGUGCUAGUAAGAGUAGGAGAGUUCGAAUUCCCGGUGGACUUCGUGAUAAUUGAUAUGGAUGAGGACUCUAAAAUACCAUUGAUUCUGGGAAGACCGUUCCUAGCCACUUCACAAGCGAAGAUAAAUGUGGGGAAAGGAACAAUAUCUUUAAGGGUAGCUGAUGAGAAGAUCAGUUUCAACAUAUUUGACCUGAAGCCAAAACCAGUUGAGAAGAAUGAUGUAUUUUUGGUGAAAAUGAUGGAAGAGUGGAGUGAUGAGAAGCUGAAGCAGUUCUUCCUUAAAGAAAAAGCUGGAGCAUCAAAUAAGAAGAAAAAAGAGGACACACAGAUAAAUCAAACUGAACAAGUCUACUCAAUGAACAUGAUUGUCAACUCUGAGCAGAAGGAGGAGAUCGAUUCCAAGCAGAAGGAGGAGAUCAACUCAAAGCAAACGGAGGAGAAGGUAAAAGGUGGGUGCUUCCAAUGGAAUCCAAAGCGUAAGAAAGAAGAAAAAUCUUCUAUCCCUCUUAACUCUAAACUUAAUGAUUGUGUUUUAGCUCUUGAGGUUGCAUGCAAAAAUCUAAUUAAGGUGUGUACUCAAGUGAAAGAUCCCGAAAGUGCAAUGCACUAUGGGAUAAACCCUGGAUGA